Mus musculus (house mouse) is the source of this 648-nucleotide messenger RNA. RefSeq names its product reproductive homeobox 3E (gene Rhox3e). The coding region runs from base 1 to 648 and encodes 215 amino acids. The record is from RefSeq and is marked validated. Lineage: Eukaryota; Metazoa; Chordata; Mammalia; Rodentia; Muridae. The transcript has 4 exons.
AUGAGCAUGAAGCCAGAACGUUCCAUCUCUAACUGGAUACAUAGUAAUGUGGAACGGGCUGGAAGAAAUCUCUUCCAGGUCAACGGUCACCGCUCUGCUCUAUUACCGGAACUACCUCAGGAUUACCACAGAGCUUCAAGGUCAGUCAACGGAUGUGAGACUAAAAUGGACAGCACCCAAGGUACCAAGGUUUUGCCGGCUGAAGAGGGAAAAAAUGAAGAAGAUGGAGGACAGGUGGAGUCGGCAUUGGGAGCCACAGCCGCAAGGGGUAGAGGAAAAGAAGCAUUAAAUGGAGAGAGUCCCGCCGCUGCUGGCACUGCAGGCCUUGUAGAGGAAGACAGGAACAAGGAAGAUGGUGGCACCAAGGGAGGUGAGAAGAAUGAGCAGGAAGUGAGGGAGCAGAUUCCUGAGCAUGUUGAAGGAGAGAGUGACCAGGCUGAAGCGCCAAGGCAGGUGCCACGACGUCGAUUGCACCAUAGAUUCACCCAGUGGCAGCUGGACGAACUGGAGAGAAUUUUCCGGAUGAAUUAUUUUCUCAGUCUAGAAGCAAGAAAACAACUGGCCCGAUGGAUGGGUGUGAAUGAAGCCAUAGUGAAGAGAUGGUUUCAGAAGAGGAGAGAACAAUACAGGUGGUAUAAGAGGCUAUAA